CAUGUUGUUGUGGUCGGCGACAAGAGGAGGCUCAUUGAACCACCAGACCCGUCUUAUAUCUUUAUCAGAUCAUUUGAAUCAUUGAUCAUAAGUUCAUUGAGUUUAUGAACCAUCGAAUCUGACUCGUGGUUCGUUAGCCGCCGGUCCUUACCCCAAUACAAGUACAGUACAUGACACGUUAUAUGACGGAGCACAGACACUGAGGAUAUGUUUAAGGUAGAAAAGUUAACCCGUCUCACCCAAAGUAAACAUUAUAUACAUAGAUUAUUAAUUUCUUCUGAAGGAUGUUGGUGGACCUCACAAUGCAGGAAUCUCAAGACAACACAACCUUUACCCGCCAAGUCAAAACGAGGAUCUCCCAAGGGGAGUCUGCACCAGUCACAGAAGCAGCUACAGCAGCUUGUCAUGGCAGAUGAACAUUAUGUAAAUAAACAGAAAUCUGGAGUUCUACAGUUGUUCCCCAAUGUAAAGUCAACUGUGAAGAACAUGUUCCAUAAUUUAUCAAGUAAUCUUAACCCCAUGUAUAGAUGUGAUCAAAAAACAUCAGCCGUUGGACGAGUUAACCAUCAGCUGGUGUUUCAGAGUUCCUUCACAGUAAAUUGGCCCAAACCUGCCACUUUUGUUGGUUAUGGUUUGAAUAAAAAAAAUGCCGAGUUAUCUGCAUUAGUAAAGGCUAUUGAAAUGCUCUAUAAUGAUAACUACAUAAGUGUGAAUGGUUACCCUAUUACAAUAUCAGUGGAGGAAAAAAAGAAAUUACUUCAAGAAUGGAAUCUUCCACCGGUGAUUACUGUGCCCACUCCUCUUUUAGAGGAAGGCUUGGACUUGCUGCAACAAUUUGAUAAGAUCGAGCCGCUCAUAACUCAACAGUCCUCAAGUGUGUCUGAAUCUUUGUUGUCACAUGUCAGAGAAGACUCAGAGGAUGAAGUUGGACUUGGAAAGGAAGAUCUCAUGGAAACUGAUGAAGAGAUGUCUCAGAUGCCCAACAACUUGGAGGAGAAGAGUCAGUAUAAAAUAGAUUUACUCACUGGACAGGAAUAUACUGGAAACAUAGAGGACUUGGGUAACUCUGGUUACCGUAACAGAGAACUCCUCAACAAGCUGUACAGCAAAUUGCAGCAUCAGAGUAGCAGAGAUCAAGACUCUGUGUCUCUUCCCAUGCUUCAGUAUAAGUCAGACUUGCAAGAAGCACUAGAUAAAAAACGAAUAUUGAUUGUGGCUGGGGACACAGGUUGUGGCAAGAGUACACAGGUACCACAGAUGAUACUGGACCAAUGGACUGAAGAAGGUAGAGGCUCUGAGUGUAAUAUCCUAAUUACCCAACCAAGGCGAAUAUCUGCAAUAUCUCUGGCAAAGCGAGUUGCAAGAGAAAGAAAUGAAAAGGUGGGCGAGAGUGUAGGUUACCAUGUGCGUUUAGAAUACAAGCGACUCCGCAAUCGGGGUGGUAUUAUGUUCUGUACAACGGGCAUGCUGCUUCAGAAUAUUCAUUCCAAUUCCACUUUAGAGGGUAUAUCACAUGUCAUUGUGGAUGAGGUUCAUGAACGUUCAGUACAGACUGACCUUCUGUUGAUUCUGUUACAUCGUCUUAUGCGAAACCAUAGUAGCUUACGGUUAAUUCUAAUGAGUGCAUCCUUGAGCACCAAGCAAUUGCAGAAAUAUUUUGGUGAGGAUGAAACCACACUUCUAGAGGUACCUGGCACACUGUAUCCCCUCACACGGCACUACCUUCCUCAUGUUCUAAAUACACUUGGGAUUAACCCCAAACGCUACCAGAUAGAAGCUCUCAUGAAACCUGAAUCCCGACCUAUUGUCAACACUGACCUUGUUGUUGCUGUGAUUCGAGCAAUAGAUCACUCAAGACCUCCAGGAGCUAUUCUUUGUUUCCUUCCUGGAUGGCAGGACAUCUCUUUAGUACAAGACAGACUACUGGAACAUAAGCAUUUGGGAAAGAAACUGUGGGUUUUGCCUCUUCACUCACGUCUCACCUCACAAAGCCAAGAGAUGAUCUUUGAGAGUCCACCAUAUGGGCAGCGAAAAGUGGUACUUGCCACUAACCUCGCUGAAACAAGUUUAACAAUAAAUGAUGUUGUGUAUGUAGUUGACUCUGGAUUUCAUAAAGAGCAUAGAUAUAAUAGUAAGAAAGACUUGACUGUGCUUGGAAAUCACUGGAUAUCUCGGGCAAACAGUCAACAGCGGGCUGGUAGGGCCGGUCGAGUUCAGCCUGGCGAAGUGUUUCAUCUUUAUUCAUCGGAUGUUCACCAAGAUAUGAGUCAAUACCCAAUUCCAGAAAUUAUGAGAAUACCUUUGGAACAUGUCAUUCUUCAGUGUAAGUCUCACUGUGGAGAGGAAAGUGUGGUAAGUUUUCUUUCUGAUGGGCUCAGUGUGCCAUCACGGAGAUCAGUCUUUGCAGCUGUCAGUACACUAAAGAACCUUGGCAUGCUCCAUUCAGAAGAUUGGCAGGACGGUGAAACCCUUACUGACCUUGGACGACGUGUUGUACAAUUUUCAACACCACCUCACUUGUCAAAAGCUCUUGUUUAUGCCUCUAUUUUCAGGUGUGUGGAUGCUGCCCUUACAAUUACUGCUGUCUUAACCAGUGGACGAGGCAUCUUCCAUAAUAGCAUUGAGUUGCGGUCUAUGAUAAGGGAAACUAAAGCUAAAGCUGACCCCACUAGUGAUCUUUUAGCAAUAUUAGAACUCAUCAAAGAGUGGAAUGAACUGGAAUACUAUGAAGACAAGCUUCUGUUUUGUAAUGAUAAUAAUAUCAGUCAUAGAUCUUUACUUUUUAAUCAAGGUAUAAAACGUGUCUAUGGUAACCACUUACAUGAUGGAUUAUUAGUAAAUAAAGAAGACAUUUCAUCAUCAUUUUCUUCAUGGAAUGUCAAUAGCCAUAACAAACAGCUGGUACUGGGUGUUUUGUUGGCAGGGAUUGGAAAUGUCAUGCACCUACAGAGAGGUACCUUUUCAAAGGGAAUCCUAAAUUCCGACUCAUUCGUCAUUAAUACCGAGCAAGGGGCAAGAAUAGAUACAGGAAGUGAAUGUGUGCUUCAUCAGAUUUCUAAGGAUACAGUUCAGCUUUCACAGCAUCUCCUAUGUAUUCAUCUAAGCAGAGAUGAUGUAUCGAGAAGAACAGUUGCCCGUGACCUGUCAGUGAUGCAGCCUCUUAGUGUAGCAUUGUUUGCUGGACACUCCCUAACAAUGGAAGAAUUUGACGAUGGCUGUGUAAUUAGAAUUGAUGGAAAAGAACAACUGUCAUUUUCUGUUGAUGAAAGGACUGGCAGAUUUAUACUGAAGCUCCGUAGUGCAGUGGACCAGAUGGUGCAAUAUAUAAUCAAGACUCGGGGAACUGGCACAUCUCCCUUGUAUCUUGAUACAUUCUGUGAUGACCUGGUGCAGCAUGUGAGUUAUCUCAUAGAAAAUAGUGAAUUCAAUCAAAAAAAAAAGUCUGUUACUGAAAAUGCAAAUCUGUGAUAUUAUUCUUAUGUUCAUAUCAAGUUUACUGUAAAUAAUGUAAAUUUUUAAAUUGACAAUUUAAAUUGGACCCAUGAAAAAUAUACUAUAUAAGUAUUUUAAGCAUUUUACUAACAGAUUCCUUCAUACGGAAAAUACAAGGGACAUAAACCUAUUUGUGAACAGUACAGUGUCUAGUCUCUGCACUUGUAUAUGUGGUGUAUGUAUUGUGCUUGUACCCAUGUAUGGCAUAUAUACCAGUGUGUAUGAUAAAUUUACUUUUGUCUGUGGGUCUGCAACAUAUACACCUAUAUGUGUAUGUGCAAGAAUAGUAUUUGUAAUUUAGUGUGAUAAAUGUACACAAGUGUGUGGGACACUUGAAACCAGGUGUAUGAAGCAUACACCUGGAUGAGUCAUUGCACUUGCUUCCAAAUGUGAGUUACUCCUGUACCCACCCACACAUACAAUGUACAUGAUUGCACUGCACUCAUCUUCUCCAUCCACCUUCCAAAAACAUAUUAACUGGAUUAUAUUAUAAUCAAACUUAUUUUUACAUCUUGGUGACACAAUAUCUUGAAUAAGUUUGAGUCUUAUCAGUACUUUUAGAUUACCUUAUAUAUUAAUUAUCCACCUUUAUUGUUUUUAUUUUUUUAUCCACCAAAAUAUCUGUUGCUAACCUAUUAACAAGGCAGCCUUCAGGUUACUAACUUCAUUCAUGUACUAGGAGCUACCAGCACUGGAGCAGACAUUCAUUCACCACAGCCACAAAAACUCUUGAAAUUAAUGUUUAUCACAAAGGUUUGAGGUGUAUCAAGCAUAUACAAAGUUUCCCCAUAAGUGUGUCAUUUAUUUACAUACCUGUAUGGUAUAUUUAAAUAUAUUAUUUUAUCAGAAACAAAGGUUACACUUAAAUAUAAUACAAGUCACAUAGUUUUGAUCAGGAGAUAUUCUCAUGCAAUGGUCAUUUAUUCCACCACUAAAAUAUUUGGAAGACUAAGAAACUACAUGAAUUUCUUAAAGAUUAUUAAUAUCAUAAAAUAUUUACUUAAAUCAUGAAUAUACUCGAGUACUGUAUAGAAGGCAUUGCGCGUAAGAAGGGUGAGCGUGUUUAAAGUUUUGAACCUAUUCCCUGUCCAUUACCCACAAAAUCUUUACCAAUUUUCAUAAUUUUUGUCCUUUUUUGUAGUUUUAGGGGAUGUAUGAGAAAAAUGUAUCACAUUCCAUAAUAUGCCUGAUUACUACUAAUAAUAACUACCUGUACUAUUAAUCACUAAUAAAUUUUUUUAAGUGGUA
Messenger RNA from Homarus americanus (American lobster), 4740 nucleotides. RefSeq names its product ATP-dependent RNA helicase DHX30-like. Gene Ontology annotation, molecular function: ATP binding; DNA helicase activity; G-quadruplex RNA binding. Lineage: Eukaryota; Metazoa; Arthropoda; Malacostraca; Decapoda; Nephropidae. The coding region runs from base 208 to 3468 and encodes 1086 amino acids. The transcript has 16 exons. Gene Ontology annotation, cellular component: cytoplasm; nucleus; intracellular anatomical structure. The record is from RefSeq and is a predicted model, not a curated record.